GACAAGCGGUAAAAAAUGGAUGGAUGGAUUUUUUUUUUUAUACUAAAAUAAAACUGCACGUGGCGUGGUGGAACGAUAGUGUUUCCGGUCCAGAUCAUGAAGUGCGGCCUCCGACCACACGAUGGCGACCACCUGCCACCGAAGCGGGGGAAACAUGUGACCUAAAAUUAUGACGGGCAAGACAGGAAAUUCUUUAAAAACGAAGUUUCCGACUUACUCGAGAUGGCUUGCUUCGAUAGUCAAAAAAGGAGCUCGGAAGAGGACAGUUAUGAGGGACCUGUUGGCGGCAGGCUGUCCGGCUGUGCCUUGGCGAUGCAGGAAAAGGAACGAGACUCCGUACACAGCCCGUCGGAGAGCCCUGGCACCUUAAUGAACAGCGGCACCAGUCUCCAGUCCGCCGCCCUUUUGCAAGGCUAUGAUGUGGAGUUUGACCCACCGCUGGAGAGUAAAUACGAGUGUCCCAUCUGCCUCAUGGCUCUCAGGAACGCCAUUCAGACACCCUGUGGCCACCGUUUCUGCAAGAGCUGCAUUGAGAAGUCCAUUCGGGAUACAGGACAGAAGUGCCCGGUGGACAAUGAGAUGUUGUUAGAAGACCAGCUCUUCCCUGAUAACUUUGCCAAAAGGGAGAUUCUUUCCCUCACUGUCCGUUGUCCAAACGCUGGAUGUUCUGACAAAAUGGAGCUCCGACGUUUAGAGAAUCAUUUGGCACAGUGUCCAUUUGCGACCGUACCCUGCCCACAGUGCCAACAGUCUGUGAAAAAAACUUGCUUAGAAGAACACAAAACCAUCGAGUGCCGAAGGAGACCCAUGAGCUGUCCAGACUGCGUUGCAAGCUUUGUAUACGAGGAGAAAGAGCUUCACGAGCAGCAGUGUCCCUUUGCUAACGUUAAGUGCCAGUACUGUGAGCUGGAUCUCAUUCGAGACCAGUUGGACUCUCAUUGUGAUACAGAUUGCCCUAAAGCCCCGAUUGCCUGCACCUUUAGCCCCUUUGGAUGUGAGGAAAGGAUGCAGCGCCACAACCUGGCUCAGCACAUGCAAGAUUUCACCCAGAGGCACAUGCGCUACAUGGCGGAGUUCUUGCGCAGCUAUAGCCUCAACGGCACGGCGCCAAAAUCACUUUGGAGUCACGGAUCUCCGGUUUCUUGUGGGGAUCGAGGGGCCGCCGCGGUGUCCCCAUCAUCCUGUCGGGGAGCUGCGAGCUGCAGCAGCAGUGCACCAUGUCAGCAUAGCGAAGAGAUGCUGAGGAUCCGGGAAAUGGACGGACGUUUAGUGAAACAGGAUCACCAGCUCCGUGAGCUCAUCAUCUUGAAUGAUACUCGGGUGGGGCAGCUUGCAGAGCUCCAGCGAAAGGUGUCUACGCUGGAGGAGACCGUGAAGGAGCUGGGGGCCCAGCAAUGUAACGGAAUCUUCAUCUGGCGCCUCAACGCCUUUUCCACCCACCUGCGCAACCAAGACGCGGGCCUGCCUGUGAUCGAGCACAGCCCGGGCUUCUACACGGGCCGGCCGGGCUACAAACUGUGCCUGCGCCUCCACAUACAAACCCCCAAUGCCCCGCGAUGUUCCAACUACAUCUCCCUCUUUGUCCACACCAUGCAAGGAGCCUUCGACGAACAACUCACCUGGCCCUUCCAGGGCACCAUCCGCCUCGCCAUCCUGGACCAGGGCCCCGACGCGCAGCACCACAUGGAGGUGAUGGAGUCCAAGCCGGACCUUCAAGCCUUCCAGAGGCCUACCAUUCCGCGCAACCCCAAAGGGUUCGGCUACGUGACUUUCUUGCACCUGCAGCAGCUGAAUCAGCGAGCCUUCAUCAAGGACGACACCCUUCUCAUCCGCUGCGAGGUCACCACACGUUUUGACACGUACCACCGCGAGGGACUUCAGGUGCAGCCCAGAGGACCUGAAGGGACCUGAAGCAUCCCGGGAAUGAACGUGAAUGUCAGUCAUGCCAUUGGAAAAAGGUAUUCAAAGAGAAAACAAGACAUUUAAGAAUUUAAAGCAGUGGUUCUCAAACUUUUUUCACCAAGUACCACUUCAAAAAAAUCCAUUUACCACCAUACUGACCAACAGUAAAACACAGUAGUAGGGCUGCCACAACUAAUCGAUUACAUCGAUUAAAAUCGAUUAUAAAAAUAGUUGGCGAUUAAUUUAGUUAUCGAUUCGUUGGAUCUAUGCUAUGCGCAUGCGCAGAGACUACUUUUUUAAAUUUUUUUAUUUUUUAUAAACCUUUAUUUAUAAACUGCAACAUUUACAAACAGCUGAGAAACAAUAAUCAAAAUAAGUAUGGUGCCAGUAUGCUGGGUUUUUUUCAAUAAAAUAUUGUAAAAGAUAGAAAUGUACUUUGUCUCUUUUACCCGAUUAUUAAUCGAUUAAUCGAAGUAAUAAUCGACAGAUUAAUCGAUUAUCAAAUUAGUUGUUUAGUUGCAGCCCUACACAGUAGCACAAUAGGCCUAAGUAUUCAAUAAAAACAAGGCAAAUGUUUUAUUUAACGAGUAUAUCUAAUAUUUUGGACACUGCAAUAUUACACACAGUUUGAACGGUAACACUGUGUUUGAAUAUUUAAUUAAGUGAUUUGAGAUAGGCUCCAGCGCCCCCCGCAACCCCGAAGGGAAUACGCAGUAGAAAAUGGAUGGAUGGAUUUUUUAUUUUUUUGGGCAAACCACGACCACAGUUUGAGAAUCACUGAUAUGGAAGUUCAUUAGUGCCUUUAUUGCGAAAGCUUUUUCUGGACACUGAAUUGUUUAAAUUAUGCUGACAAAAAUAAGAAAAAAUUCAGUUUGUCAAAAUACAGUGUUUUAAAAUUCAGUGUAUAAAAAUUCAGUGCAGAAAUAUUGGUUGCUUGAAAAGUCCGGUAAUUCAGGACUGAAGAAAUCGAUCGAGCCAAUGAGGUGUCAAGUUUGAAGUCACGUGACGUCGUGAAGCAACAAAUAUUUCUGCACUGCAUUAUUUUACACUGAAGUUUAAAACACUGUAUUUUAACACAUUUUUAAUACAAUGAAAUGUUAAGCAUAAUUUGAUGUAAAAAAAAUCAAUACAAAAAAAUCAGUUAGAUGUGUCCAAAUAAGCUUUUGUAAUAAACACACAAAUUAACCUCCAUUAAUAAAGAAUCAUUAGUUUGAAUGCAAAAUGCAACGUCAUAUUUACCUUUUAUUGAAGACUGUUGUUGGCAAAGAUGGCGACAAGCGGAGAGGGAGGAAGAAGAGCCAAGAAGAACGCCACCUUUGUACUUUUCCACGAAACCGUGUUUCUCGCCUUCUUUGUUAAAGUGCUAGUCCUCGCAACUUUCUUUGGUCAAUCAAUCAAUCAAUCAAUGUUUUUUUACAUAGCCCUAAAUCACAAGUGUCUCAAAGGGCUGCAGAAGCCACAACGACAUCCUCGGUACAGAGCCCACAUACAGGCAAGGAAAAACUCACCCCAGUGGGACGUCGAUGUGAAUGACUAUGAGAAACCUUGGAGAGGACCGCAUAUGUGGGUAACCCCCACCCCCUCUAGGGGAGACCGAAAGCAAUGGAUUGAGCAAUUGGUCCUUCGAUUUCACGGGAUGACGCGCAUAUUGUUUGGCCGUACGCUAACUCUGACGGUACACGACAACCGGGGCAAAUAAUUUAAAGAACAUUCAAGAAAACAAAUCAUGCGAUAAUCGGGGUGCACGUAAACUGAGGCAACACUGUACUUACUGUAUAUUAUCAGCUCCUAAAUGCGGUCUGAUUUCAAUUCUGAAAUGUUCUGCAUAUUCGCACAUCUUUCAAUAAGCUUUGCACGUCCAAUUUGUCCUUGACUAUUUUUUAUGACCUUUAAAAGACAGUUUCAAACGUCAUUAAAGCCCUUUAGACAUGAAAUAACAGGCUUAUAGUCACCUUUACACUUUUCUUACCCAAUAUAAUAAUACUAUUAAGACACACACUGUACAGUAAUAUAGACACACAGUUCACCUACUCAGUGGCCUAGUGGUUAGAGUGUCCGCCCUGAGAUCAGUAGGUUGUGACUGUGAGUUCAAACCCCGGCCGAGUCAUACCAUCCAUCCAUCCAUCUUCUUCCGCUUAUCCGAGGUCGGGUCGCGGGGGCAGCAGCUUAAGCAGGGAAGCCCAGACUUCCCUCUCCCCAGCCACUUCGUCCAGCUCCUCCCGGGGGAUCCCGAGGCGUUCCCAGGCCAGCCGGGAGACAUAGUCUAGUCAUAAUCCGAGUCAUACCAAAGACUAUAAAAUGGGACCCAUUACCUCCCUGCUUAGCACUCAGCAUGAAUGGUUGGAAUUGGGAGUUAAAUCACCAAAAAUGAUUCCCAGGCGCGGCACUGCUGCUGCCCACUGCUCCCCUCACCUCCCAGGGGGUGAACAAGGGGAUGGGUCAAAUGCAGAGGACACAUUUCACCACACCUAGUGUGUGUGUGUGAUAAUCAUUGGUACUUUAACUUCUUGAACACAACUACCUUACAUAUUUUUUUUAUGCUAGUAAAUGCUUAACUUGGGCCAAAACUUUGUACAAAACCAGUGAAGUUGGCAUGUGUAAUUCGUAAAUAAAAACAGAAUAAAAUGAUUUGCAAAUCCCUUUCAACUUAUAUUCAAUUGAAAAGACUGCAAAGACAAGAUAUUUAAUGUUUGAACUAAGAAACUUUUUUUUUGUUUUUUUUUGUUGCAAAUAAUCAUUAACUUAGAAUUUAAUGGCAGCAAAAAAGUUGGCACAGGGGCUUUUUUUACCACUGUGUUACAUGGCCUUUCCUUUUGACAACACUUACUUAACGUUUGGGAACUGAGGAAACCAACUUUUGAGGCUUUUCAGGUGAAAUGUGGACUCGUCAGACCACAGAACACUUUUAGACUUUGCAUCAGUCCAUCUUAGAUGAGCUCGAGCUCAGCAAAACCGGCGGCGUUUCUGGGUGUUGUUGAUAAAUGGCUUUCGCUUUGUAAUGUAGAGUUUUAACUUGCACUUACAGAUGUAGCGACCAACUGUAGUUACUGACAGUGGUUUUCUGAAGUGUUCCUGAGCCCAUGUGGUGAUAUCCUUUACACACUGGUGUCGCUUUUUGAUGCAGUACCGCCUGAGGGAUCCAAUGUCACGGGCAUUCAAUGUGACGCGCAGUGAUUUCUCCAGAUUCUCUGAACCUUUUAAUGAUAUUACGGACCAUAGAUGGUGAAAUCCCUAAAUUCCUUGCAAUAGCUCGUUGAGAAAUGUUGUUCUUAAACUGUUGGACAAUUUGCUCAUGCCUUUGUUCACAAAGUGGUGACCCUCGCCCCAUCCUUGUUUGUGAAUGACUGA
Entelurus aequoreus (snake pipefish) is the source of this 5250-nucleotide messenger RNA. It is a transcript of the gene traf6, whose product is annotated as TNF receptor-associated factor 6. Gene Ontology annotation, molecular function: ubiquitin protein ligase activity; zinc ion binding; tumor necrosis factor receptor binding. Gene Ontology annotation, cellular component: plasma membrane signaling receptor complex. Bases 223 to 1911 code for a protein of 562 amino acids. The record is from RefSeq and is a predicted model, not a curated record. Lineage: Eukaryota; Metazoa; Chordata; Actinopteri; Syngnathiformes; Syngnathidae. Gene Ontology annotation, biological process: protein K63-linked ubiquitination; positive regulation of JNK cascade; regulation of canonical NF-kappaB signal transduction. The transcript is spliced from 8 exons.